CAUGAGCCUCUACAGAGACUCCCCUGAAUUUCUUGUCUCUAGUCAAUUUCUAUUUAUUGAGAAAGGCCAAGAACGCUGGUCAGUAUCAACGGGGAAAACAGAAAUGGCAUCAAAUAGAAACAUUGAUGUUUCCAAGCUGGAAACUCGUAAGAGUAUUAAGGAAAUGAGGGAGCCACUCUGGAAAGCAAUUCGGGACGAAGGAGGCCAAAAUACACUGCGAAACAGUCAGCGUUUAUACACCUACGAACAUUCCAGAAGAAACGGACAAGACUCCUGAAGUGAGCUGGGUACUGACGACUUAAGCUGGAGCAGAGCGGGGCCGCGUUUCGGCAAAAACAGGUACAAAACGGACUAGAGAAAUCUUACUACUGAGGUUCGCCGGAACAGGAGUGAAAGCUGUAGCAUCGCUGAAGGGAUCCCCUCGGGCCUACUCUGCGGCCGGCAGUCGCCUCAAGUUCCUCACGCAGACUCGGCGCCGGCGGCCGAAAGCAGCUUUUCCCGCCCUUCUCAGCUAAGAAGUUCCAGAACUUUCGUCCCUAGCCGUUGCCGGCUACAAAUUAAGGGGGCUCAAUAUACAGCGAUGCGUCUCUUCCUGCCAGUUACCAGGCCGGUUGGAAGCGCACGGAAAGCAUCAACACGUCUAGUCCUACCUAACUACCCUCGCAGAGCCCCGCACGAGCCAGCAGCAUCUUCGAAAAAACUGCGGAAAAUACACACAGGGAGCCGGAAAUCCCGCGAGACCUCACACGCCUGCCUCGGCCUCAGCGCGCCGGAAGCGGAAGUCAGGAGGCGGUCGAAUUCUGGCCGAAGUGGCGCUGUUACCUGGGAGAGGUGGAGGCUUGCAUACAGAGGUCCUGUGCCAGCGCUCUGGACCGGAGAUCUACACAAUCUAAACAUUAAACAGAACAGCCGCUUCAAACCCCUGAGAAUCUCAGAAUGGCUGACACUUCUGAAGCUGUUCCAAAUUUUGAAGAGAUGUUUGCCAGUAGAUUCACAGAAGAUGACAAAGAGUACCAAGAAUACCUAAAACGCCCUCCUGAGUCUCCUCCAAUUGUUGAGGAAUGGAAUAGCAGAGCUGGUGGCAGCAUGAGAAAUAGAGGCAAUCGGUUGCAAGAUAACAGACAAUUUAGAGGUAGGGAUAGCAGACGGGGGUGGCCAAGUGACAAUCGAUCCAAUCAAUGGCAUGGACGAUCCUGGGGUAACNAUA
Molecule: messenger RNA, 1207 nt
Organism: Odocoileus virginianus texanus
Lineage: Eukaryota; Metazoa; Chordata; Mammalia; Artiodactyla; Cervidae
Source: RefSeq, a predicted model, not a curated record